AAAGUGAGUGUGUGAGAGAUGGGCAGGGAGGUAGAAAGAGAGGGAGGGUGUAAUCUACAAGAGGCAGCCAUAGAGGGAGAGGUGACAGAGUAGAUUAUCCUCUCUUCCCUGCCAGUCUCACCAUGUUCAUGCUGCAGACGCUGACUGUUCUCUCUCUCACUGUCAUCUUCCUGGCAUCUGUAGAAGGUAACGGCGUGCAGAUGCAGAGGGAUGUCCAGUGUUGCAUGCUCUACUCCCAGGGGAAGGUGCGUACUAAAGAUGUGCUUCGGUUUGAGGUGCAGACGGAAGGGCCCGACUGCAGCAUACAAGCCAUCAUUCUUUACACAAAGAAGGCAGUGAAAUGUGCAGACCCCAGAGAUCGGAAGGUGAAGAGGUUGUUGAGGAAGCUUCUGGAGAGACAGAGACUCAAGAACUACCAAACCAUGUGGCUGCUGCCUCAUGACAACCUGCCCGUCAUGUCAGAGGACAAAAAAGACAGCUGGGCAGUUCUGAAUGUGCAGGAAUGAAGCACCAUCAACGGUGGAGUUAGUCGUAGUCAUACGCCAAGUAAUCAUUCAGCAGCUCGUUGGCUUUACUCUGCGAUGCUUGCUGAUAUUCCAGUAAUCUUGUGUCUCUUUAUCUGUCUCCUUGGCACCAGACCUGGGCAGCAAUACUUAUUUAAAUGGCUUUAUAUAUAUAUAUAUAUAGAUAUAUAUAUAUAUAUAUCUAUAUAUAUAUCUAUAUAUAUAUAUAGUUAUAUAUAUAUAGAUGAAGAUAUGAUACUGCGAUACUGCGCUUGAAAUAUUCCCAGCAUGUCGCUGGAGCAAUCUCAGAGGGGGAGUAUUAUUUGUAAGAUAAGUUGCAGUGAUUUCUAUUUAAUGGCUUAUACUGUUAUUUGCCAGAGUCUGCCUGAAAGUAUCACCCUCUGAAAUAGUGUAAACCCUUGUGGCUGAUGUGAGAUCAGUGAAACAGCAUUGACAUUCAUAUAUUAUAUCUGCAAUGUACUCUGUGCUUAUUUGUGACAUGUACUGCGUAAAUAAUGUAACAAUGUAGAUGGAGUUUUGUCAAAUUCAGCUGAGUUUGCAGAAAACUGAAAACAUGUUUUUAAUAUUAACUUGCACCUUGCUCUUUUCUCCUUUGGCUUUCUUUUAAAGUAUUUGUACUAAGACUUAAGGUCUUUAUUGAGACCAGCUUGGAAUAUAAUCACAAAGUGAUGAUUUCCACUGGCUUUAACUUACUUUUUAACACAUUUUGUCUACUUUGUAUAUUGACUGUUUGUAAAAUAUAAGUGGAUCUUUUGAAAUUUGACCCAUCGGCAUCAACAGACCAUUGGCAUUAACUAUAAAUUUGCAGUUUACUUUUGUCUUUUUAAUUAAUGGUUUGUCAUUGAACUAUGCCAAAGCACUCAUGAGUCAAUCCAUUACAUAACAAGGCUGUUAAAACUUAGAGGGCUCCAAUAUGUGUAAAGUGCACAAGCCUUGUAUGGUAGGGGAAUGCACUGUAUCUCAAGUGAAUUAUUUUAUAAAUCAAUCUUGAAACAUUAA
Molecule: messenger RNA, 1523 nt
Organism: Girardinichthys multiradiatus
Lineage: Eukaryota; Metazoa; Chordata; Actinopteri; Cyprinodontiformes; Goodeidae
Gene: ccl44
Product: chemokine (C-C motif) ligand 44
Exons: 5
Coding region: 123-506 (127 amino acids)
Biological process (GO): cellular response to tumor necrosis factor; chemokine-mediated signaling pathway; cellular response to interleukin-1
Cellular component (GO): extracellular region
Molecular function (GO): chemokine activity; CCR chemokine receptor binding
Source: RefSeq, a predicted model, not a curated record